Dentiscutata erythropus is the source of this 7524-nucleotide messenger RNA. The record is from the annotation of a GenBank genome assembly. NCBI's taxonomy places the organism in Eukaryota, Fungi, Glomeromycota, Glomeromycetes, Diversisporales, Gigasporaceae.
AUGUCUAAUACAUCAACAAAUGAAGAUACUACUAUAAAAGUUGCCCUUCGAAUAAGGCCUUUAACUUCAGAAGAUUUAAUUAAUAUACCAAUACGAUUUCAGCGUAAUAUUCUAUCCACUGCUGCGUAUGCGCCAAACCAAGUAUCGAUACAACAUGAGAAAAAACACAACUUUUCAUUUGAUUAUGUUUUUAGACAAGAAUGUAAUCAAAAAGAAGUAUAUGAACGUUGCGUAACGAAAAUGGUCGAUAAAUUUUUGGACGGUUUUAACGUAACGAUUCUAGCGUAUGGCCAAACUUCAUCGGGUAAAACUCAUACAAUGGGAACGUCUAAUGACAUUACUUUUCCCACAGAAUCAAGGGGUAUAAUUCCACGAGCAAUGGAUACCCUUUUCUCUGCUGUAAAUUCGGCUCGUUAUAAAUCACAAAAAUUUUCAAUGAGAGUAUCUUUUGUGGAAUUAUAUAAUGAAGACCUUAUUGACUUACUUGCUGAAUGUAACGAUGAGGAUAAGCCACAAGUCUUGAUCAGAGAAAACUCCAAUGGAAGUAUAUCAUUGAGUGGAUUACAAGAAAUUAAAGUUAAUAGUGUCGAUGAAGUUAUGGGUCAUUUAUCGCGCGGUUCAUUAAAUCGACAAGUUGGCGCAACGGAUAUGAAUUCAAAAUCAUCUCGAUCUCAUGCUAUAUUCACAGUUAUUCUUUCGCAACAGAAAUUUAUACCUUCUAACGAAUUGUGUGCAAGUCCGUUACCUCUUACACCAUCAACAAGUUCGACACCUACUUCAUUUCCUGAAACAAAAUCUGGUUCACUUUCAAGAUCAAAUUCAAGAUUGAGUAGGCGGUUUGAAGAUGGUACUUGGCUUAAACGUACAUCAACAAAUGAAGAACGCAUAAAAGAGGGUAUUUCUAUUAACUCUGGAUUACUUGCCUUGGGAAAUGUAAUUUCUGCUUUGGGUGAUCCAACAAAAGCAAAGAAUACAACUCAUAUUCCAUAUCGUGACUCUAAACUUACACGUUUAUUACAAGACUCUCUUGGUGGUAAUGCGUUAACAUUAAUGAUUGCCUGCGUUUCACCGGCUGAAUAUAAUGCUGCUGAAACAUUAAAUACUCUUAAAUAUGCAAAUCGAGCUCGAAAUAUCAAGAAUUCGGCUAUAAUUAUGCAAGAAGAAGCCGGAUGGAAUGACUUGGAACAUUUACAGAAUCUUGUUUUAAAAUUGAGAUCAGAAAUUAAAAAUUUAAAAACUUUAUCUGUUUCUAAUGAGAAUAUUAAUAUUCAAUAUAAUGGAAGUGAAACUCCUGAUAGUCAAAUUCCUUCCUCAUUACAUAUUGAUACCGAUGUUAAAACUGAUAAAGUCUCUCAAAAUUGUAAUGAUAUUGAAGUUCUUGAGGAACAACUUGCUGAGCUUCAACGUUCUUAUAAUGAGUUAUCCCAAAAUUUUUCGAAAAAAUCUUCUGAACUUGAAAUGUAUCAGAAUUUUUCUGAUAUUAAAACCAUUUCAUCUUUAACAACAAUUAAAGAGGAAGAUGAGGUGAUUUUUAAUAAACCUCACUUAUCAGAAGAUUUUCAAAAGACUGUCAAACCUGUUAUUAUGGAAUAUGAAAAAUCCAUUUCUGUUCUAGAAAGUCAACUUGCUCUUGCUCGUGCUGCUUUAAAUCACACUGAAGUUUCAAUGUUAGAACAAGAAGCAAAACUUGCUGAUGCUGAAAAAUUUAGAGAAGAAAGUAAAAGUUUAAUUGAUGAUCUUAAAUAUAAAGUUUCAAAACUUAAUGAACGUGAAACUACAACUGAGAAUUAUAUUCAAGAUCUUGAAGCAAAACUUAAAAUACAUUCUAGUGAAUAUAAAAAAGAUCAAGAAACAAUUAGUGAUCUUCGAAGACAACUUAUGGAACUUAGAGAAAAUGGUGAUAAUAAUGAAGAUUUAAUUAGCCAACUUGAAACUCGUUUGGCGGCACGUGAAAGUAAAUUAGAACUUAUGAGUUCAAAUCAAGAAAAACUUGAAAAAGCUUUAAGUCAACAAAAAGAUGCUUAUUCUAAAUUAGAAGAAAAAUAUACUCAAGAAAAACUUAAAAAUGAAGAAGACAAAAAAAUGCUCAUGACAGGAAUUGAAGAACGAGAUCGUAGAAUUUCUAGUUUAGAAAAGAAAGUCGAAGAAUUAGUUGAUGAAAUAUCACAAUUGAAACGAUUAAGAAUGGAUAUGAAAAAUGUAUCUAAUAGAGAUUAUCGUUCAAAUUCACUCGCUUCUGCUUCUUCAACUUCCUCAGAUCAAGAUACUCCUCUUUCUACGCCACCUGAUUCAAAUACUCCAAAGUCGUCUGUUAAUUAUUCUUCUAUAUUAGGUUUAGAAUCAAAAUUAUAUCAACUUCAAAAAACUCAUGAAAAGACUAUCUCGGAAUAUAGUGAUAUAAAAAAUAAAUAUGCUUUAUGCCUUGAAGAAAUUCAAGAACUUCAAGAAAAACUUCAAGGAGUCAAAGUGAAAGUUAAUAUAAUUCCUGGAACUCCAUUAACUCCUACUGAAAUUUCUUUGAAUGAACUUAUAGAUAUAGAUUCUAAAUCUUUAUCACCAUCUACUCAUGGUACUCAUCGUAAAGCCAAAUCUCUAUCUGCUGAAAUUAAAGGUUUAGAAAAGCGUGAUAAUUCUAGCGCUUCUAUGGUUCAAAAACUUCAAAUUGAAUUAAAACAACUUCAAUCUCUUCAUGAAGAUAAAGAUCAAGGGCUUGAUGCUGUUAAAAAAGAAUUCGCACGUUUAGAGAUUUGUCAUCGAGAAGCUCUUGAAAUUGUUGAAGAGCUUCGUGAAGAAAUAAAAAGGAGAGAUGCUCUUGCUCAAAUGGAAGUUAUGUCCGUCAUGGGUUCUGAGUAUACACUUAAUGAAUAUUCUACAGCAACUAGUGAAAUUGAUCAAUACGAGAUUGUUCAACGUCUUCGUGAAGAGGUAGAACAACUCAAGGAAGAACAACGAAGAACUUUGGAAAGUAUUUCUGAACGUGAAGAAGAUGGAAACAAUGAAUUUAUGGAACUAGAAUCUACUAUAGAAGAACUUAAAUCUGAAAUGCAGAGAUUACUUGAAGAACAGGCCUUAAAAGAUUCUGAAGUCUCUGGUGCUGUACCUGAUAAUAAUUAUGAUCAAGUUAGAGAAAUGCAAUUGACAAUAAAAUCACUUGAAGAACAAUUAUCAGAAGCUAAACGACAAAUUUAUAUCGCGGAUGCCGCUUCUCGUCUUGAAGGUAAUAAUAAAAUAGAAUCGGAUGUAGAAAAUUUAGAACUUAGACAGCAAGUUGAAAAGCUUCAAAAUGAAAUUGAAUCAAAGAGUCAUACAAUAGCCGCUUUAUUGUUCCCAUCAAUUGAACAUCAAAAUACAAUUCGCAGACUUGAGGAUGAACUUGAAAAAGUUCGAGAAGCUCAUCAACAAGCAAUCUUGGAAAAAUCAAGUCAAUUAACUUCAAUAUCGGAAGAAUUUGAAGGUAAAGAAAUUGAUGGUAUGGAUUCUUUUGCUAGGGAACAAGCUUAUGAUAAACACGUACAAACUCUUGAAGAAAAAGUCAAAGAACUUGAAUUACAAUUAAACAAAGCAAGAGAAGCACAACAUGUUCCAACACCUCGAGCUUCAAUUCAUUUUGAUAUUGAUCCAACACGAAUGAACAUAAACGAUCUUGAAGAAAAAUUGGCUACUUUACAACAUGAAUUAGUUCUCAAGUCAAAGACUGUUGAAAGUUUAAAUGGUGAACAAGAAAUUGUAGCAGAACUUCAGGAAAAACUCCUCAUACUUAAAUCAGAUAUUCAAAACAAAUAUGAACUUAUCGAAGUCUUGAAAAGAGAUCUUGCCGACAAAAGUAUGUUACAACAAAAACUAAGGGAAAAAGAAGCUGAAGCACUGAUUUUCAAGACAAAACUCAUGGAAGUUAAUAAAAAAGAACAAGAAAUGGAAGAUGAAAUUAAAAAGCUUAAAGAACAAUUAAAUAGAUUGGAAAGUGGAGAUGAUGUCAAUGAAGUUCUUCAAGAGGAAUUGAAUAGACUAAAAAAAGAAAUCAUAGAAGUUCGUGAAAAAGAAUCUAUUGCACUUGAACGAUUUCGAGUAUUAAAAGCAAAAUUAGGAUCAGAUCCAGAAGAAAAUCACCUUCAAGAUGAAUUGGAACGUUUACGUAUCGUAGAAAUAACACAAAGAGAAAGAAUAGCUGUUUUGGAAAAUACACUUUCAGAGCAAGGAGGUCAUGUUGAAUGUGAUAUUGCACAACUACAAAAUGAUUUGUUGUUAGCUAAGGAAUCUGAAGCUACACAAAAAAAUAUAAUUGAAAGUCUUGAAGCAAAAUUGCGUAAAGCUGAAGAUAAAUCUCAAAUAAGUGCAGUUCGACGUGAAAUAAAUGAGUCGAAAAUUAAGGAAACUGAAUAUUUGAAAAGAAUAAAGGAGUUAGAACUUCAAUUUAAUGAACAUAAUACUAAGGACCAAAACGAGAUUAGUAAACUUAAUGAAGAACUUGAAAAAAUGCGAUCUUUAGAACGAGAGCAACGUAAACAAAUUGAAACCCUCGAAACACGAUUGGAACUUGUCAGCGACGAAGAUCCCAAUAUUUCUUCUCUGAGAGAUCAAAUUGCCAAGUUAAAAGCUUCAGAGUCAGAUAUGCGUAGGACAGUACAAGACUAUGAAUCAAAACUUAUAACAGCACAAAAAGAGGUUAAAAUUUUCGAUACGGUUAAAGAAGAGGUUAAAUUCUUAAAAGAAUUAGAAGCUGAACAAAAGUCCACAAUUGAACAAUUGCAAGCACAACUUCAAAAACUUAGAACUUCUAAAGAAGCUGCUGUUGAUGAACUUCAGACGAUGAAAGGAGGCUUUGUUAUUCAAAAGGAUUUAGCCAUCUCACUUGAAAAUGAAGUAAACUCACUAAGAGAAAAAUUGGCAGCGAUAAAGAAUAACGACGUGAGAUCAUCACAGGAUCUUGAAGAAAUGACUAAUUUGAUAAGUAAAACUCAAAAAGAACGUGAUGAUGCUCAGAAAGCAGUUAAGGCUUUGGAAAUUGAACUUGAAACAUUUAAAUUAGCUGGGGUUGCAGGUAAUGAAAAUGUUGGCGCUUUAAGAUCAGAAUUGGCGAAUGCUAAACUUGAGAUGGCAGCUCAAAAUGAGAUUUUAGCAGAUCUCGAUUCUCAAAUAGGGAUUAUGGAUAAAGAACGUAGUCAAAAUAUCCAACGUAUUCAAGAGUUAACAGAGGCUCUUAAAGAAAGAGAAUCUAAUCAAAAGGAUGCCAUUAAAAACCUUGAAUGUACUUUAAUGAAUCUGAGCUCUGAACUUGUUGUGGCCAAAGAUUCCUCUAAUAUAAGCAAAAAAACAAUUGUAACUCUCGAAGAAAAAAUUUCGAUAGUGCGUUCACAAUUACAUGAUGCUAAGGCUUCAGAUGAAAGACGUUCAAAUAUUAUUAAUGAGUUAGAAAACAAAUUAAAGAGUACUCUUAAUAUUUUAACGGAUAAAGAAGAAAAUAUUACUAACUUUGAUGUUCUGAUCUCAGGAUUGGAAACUAUUAUUCAAAAAACACAAUUAGAACUUCAGACAUCAAAAGCCUCCGAAGAAGAUGUAUCCAAACGUAGAAAUGAAUUAGAAGCAAAACUUGCAGAGGUAACUUCCAAAUUACAAGAUACAAAUAAUGAUAAAAAUGAUUUACAACAAGAUGUGAAAAUGUUUAAUGAGGAGCUUGCAAAAAUAAAAGCUUCAGAAAUAAAACAUAUAGAGCAAGUCAAGCUUUUGGAAACUAAACUCAAAGAAGUUGAAGCAUAUCGUGCUGAAGAGACAUCUAAGCUUGAAAAGGCGAAUAAAGAAAUUGAAUCACUUAAUGAUAAAUGUGAUCAAUUACAACAAGAACUUGAAGAUGCGCAAUGGGAUUCUGUCAUCCAAAGUUACGAAAAUGUUGAUGAUACUAUGAUUGAAGAUCUCACCAAUCAACUUAAACAGGUUCACAAUGAAGCCAAGUUUCAUCGAGAUCAAGUUAUAGCUUUGGAAAAGAAAGCUAAACAACUAGAGUCUGAUAAAGCAGAAAAUCUUGACCGAAACGCAAUUCUCGAACAACAAGUUGAACAACUUCAAAAAGACUUUGAAAUAUUAUCUGAAGAAUUUUCACAGACUACAUCCAAAUUUGAAGAAACUAAUGCGUUAUCAAAACAACAAAAGCAACGAAUCAUUGAAUUGGAAACUACUCUUGAAGAGACCAAGAAAGCCAGUUUCAUAGCUGAUAGAAAUUCUACACGCAUUUCCGCAUCUACUAAUCCUGCUCUCGCUGAACUUGCUUCUGCAAAUGAAAAUUUGCGACAGAUUAAUGAUAGUCUUAAUAUUAAAAUUUCCAAAGCAGAAGAACGUGUCUCAGAACUAAAUGCCAAAAUUAACAUAUUAGAAGAUGAAUUGGCUAAAUUCAGAUCAGGAAGUAUUAAUAUCAAUGAAGAAUCUGUUGAGAGCCUAAAAUUAAAGAUUCAAGAACUUCAAUCUGAUAAAGAUGUAUUAGAACAAGCAAAUGAAGCUGCAUAUGGAGAACGUAGUAAACUUGAUCAUAAGAUCGAAAUAUUAAUGCAACAAUUACGUUCUGUUGGUGGAAAUAAAGCUGCCCAACAUAUAUCUCAAUUAAAUGAACAAAUUGCUAAACUCGAAAAAGAGCAUGCUCAAUUAAAACAAGAUUCUUUAGAUGAAAUUAGAGAUAUGGAAAAAGAGAUUGAACACUUGAUAGAACAUAAUAGUUGUCUAGAACAAGAGAUCAAAGAGAUGGGUGGUAACAUUCCAAAUAUUGACAAAGUUAGUUCUCCUGCACCGACUAUGCAGCGUCCUAGUAGAGAUGGUCCCAUGCAUGCUAAGAUCAGUCGUCAAGAUGACACUAUCACACAGCAAAACUUACUCAUCAAGACCCUUCAAGAAAAGAUUACAGAACUUGAAAGUCGAUCUUAUGAUGAGCCAAAUUCAAAUGUUGGGCCAGAGUUGGAUGCUGUUGGUGGUGUACGUCUAUCAACAACAUCUUCUUCAUCUAAUUCAUCGGACGCAAAUAACAAGAAAGGGCAACGACAUCCAAGCCUUACUAAACCACCACCAGUACCCCCACCAAAUCAGCCUUUACCGCCAAUUCCGCAAAACUCUAUGUCUCGCGCACGAAGCAGCAGAUCAGAUUCAGUAGCGUCAUCGGACCUUUCAUCAGAAAUUCAGAGGCUACACAAAAAGAUUUCAGAAAUUGAGGGUGAAAACUUACAAAGUCGGCAUCUCGUGCAAACACUUCAGACUUCAGUAAGUGAUCAUGAAACAAACUUGCGUGUAGCGAAGCAGCAACUUUCAAUAUUACAACGCGAAAAAAUGGAAUACCUUGAUCAAAUAAAGAAUCUACGCGAAAAUUUGGUCGAGGCAACUGAUCAAAUAGAAAAAGCAAAAUCUACAGUACAAGAAGAAAAGAAAGUCAUGGAGAACGUAUUGGAAGAAGAACGAAGAGCAAAGGAACGAGCAGAAAAGGCGCGUGUACAACUUGAAAGUCAAAUGGAACAACUCAUGUCAAGAAAAAGCAAAUUUAUGUGUUUCUAA